Messenger RNA from Oncorhynchus masou masou (cherry salmon), 1907 nucleotides. RefSeq lists its product as uncharacterized. The coding region runs from base 165 to 413 and encodes 82 amino acids. The record is from RefSeq and is a predicted model, not a curated record. The transcript is spliced from 2 exons. NCBI's taxonomy places the organism in Eukaryota, Metazoa, Chordata, Actinopteri, Salmoniformes, Salmonidae.
UAGUCGCCUAGCCGGCUGCACUUACUUUCAUACGCUAUAAACGUUGGCUGGGUCUGAAAAUGCAAUUUUGAUGGGAAGAACGUUCUUAAUGUCCUUCUGGGGAAUACAAGGGCGACACGACACUGUUUCAAGAUAGACAGAGGUGUCCUCACACGCGUAUCACAAUGGAUCUCUCAUUUAUGGCUGCGCAGUCGGUCAUGGCGGGGGCCUUCAUGGACUCGCCCAAUGAUGACGACAGCACGGACCACUCACUUUUCAACUCCUCGGCUAGCGUCCACGCCGCCUCUAUGGCGGCCCAUGACCAGCCGGAGCGGGAGCCCAUGUCCCGCGACGCCAUUUGGCUUUGGAUUGCAAUCACCGCCACCAUAGGGAACAUUGUGGUCGUGGGAGUGGUGUACGCUUUCACUUUCUGAGUGGUGGAAGCCAUGAUGGAGAUGUGCCAGCAGGAGGAAGCUUCUGGACAAGACAUUUGGACAUGAGCUAAGAACACCACAGCAGCCAACGGCCACUCUCAAAGGCUACACUGUUACAGAACAGUGAAUGAUUCUUGCAUUGGCAUCUUGUCCAAACAUUUGAAAGACAAGGCAUUGUUCACAAUUACAGAAAUGAAUAUGUCUAAUUAGUUGGUCAUGUUACUGCAGCCAAAGGUCAAAAUAUGGAAUAUUGUAUACAUUAUUGCUGUUGACUAUACAUUAAUUAAGAUGUUAACAUUUCUGAUGAAGCUUUAAAUAGUGAACAGUGAUGUCCUCUGAAUACCCUCAGAUGUCAUUGGUCAAUUCUGAAAUCAUUGGACGUAGAAUAUUCAGAUAAUAAAACCUUAGUAACGUGCUGUUUGGAGCGUUUAGAGAUCAUUGUAUGGAAAGUAACACUGGUAAGUUUUAGCAUGUCUUUAACAUCACAGUCGUUACUGUAUUCUACAUCUAUCUGCCCGAAAUAUGGAGUUUAUGACAAACAUACUAGACACAGAAUGUCUAAAGACCUUUACUGUCUGCAUGACAAUAUAGUUCACCUGACAGUAUCAGUUUUGGAUUAAGUUAAUCUAGUUCUCUGCUUUUCUCCUCUUUUUUGCCUCAGUGAGCCUUGAGUGCUGAAUAGACAAUCUUUCCCAGCAUAUUUAUAUCUAAGAUGGUAUGGGUAACCUAAAUCUAUUUCUCUUAAACACCCCUAUCAGACCUCAAACCCAUAUUAGCGGGAACUACAAUUUAUAGGAAUGGAUGUUCACCUUGAACACUUUUCACAGAUGUUUACAUGUGGAAACAACAUUCCUCACACUUAGAAGUCACUUGGAUUCAAGUCUAAUGUACAUACAUCUUGAUGUGACUGCUGUAACCAUUUCAAUGUCGGUCUUGAUGUAUAUUUUGAUCGAGUAUUAUCUUUCUUCCUCUUUAUAGUCUCAAAACACAUUGUAACCCAAACUGCCUUCCAAGCCAAAUAGUUUUAAUGACCCCUGGAUGCGACAAUAGCCAGUUGCCAUAGCGAUGCAUCUCUGUCGCUAUGUGCCUCAAGGAUACCAUGUCUCUCGUUCCCAGUGCAGCACACCUGUUUAUCUCUCGCUAAACUCCCUAGCACAUCUACCCAACAGUCUCUCUCUCUCACACACACACACACACACACACACACACACACACACACACACACACACACACACACACACACACACACACACACACACACACACACACACACACACACACACACACACACACACACACACACACACACACACACACACAUACAUAGGCUCUUUACAUGUGGACAUCGAUCACAUCAUACAUUAGCUGAUAAUGUUAUAGACUAAGAGUCAACUUAGAUACCAUAGGUUGAAUGAUACUCUACACAUAUGCGCUUUAGAGCUCUAAUAGUGUUUUACUGCUGGUUGCCCUUAGAUACCAUAAGCAUUACAUAUU